Callorhinchus milii (elephant shark) is the source of this 2004-nucleotide messenger RNA. Its product is annotated as cdc42 effector protein 2-like. Bases 187 to 738 code for a protein of 183 amino acids. The record is from RefSeq and is a predicted model, not a curated record. NCBI's taxonomy places the organism in Eukaryota, Metazoa, Chordata, Chondrichthyes, Chimaeriformes, Callorhinchidae. The transcript is spliced from 2 exons.
GGGACACACAACCAGCCGGACUGUGGGAGCAGCCAUCACGACUAACACAGUCAAACACUGAGCAGACAGUCCUGGUGAUAAGGAUCACUGUGCUGGGUCUCUCUAGUCUCUCUGACUAGACCUGUCGCUGCUCUUUUCGCACAGCGUUAAAAACAUCCGAUUCCAAAAGUGGACAACAAACAAAGAAUGUCUGUCAAAACGCCCAUCUACCUGAAAACUUCCUCCCCCAAAAAAGGCAAGAAGCUCAAACUGCGGGACAUGCUGUCGGGUGACAUGAUCAGUCCCCCCCUCGGGGAUUUCCGGCACAGGUCCCACAUCGGCCAAAGCGGCGAGAACGAUGUGUUUGGCGAUGUCUCCUUUCUGAAGGGACAGCACGACCUUCUCUCAACCCUGAAACGAUCCAAGGAACCGGAGGAAUCAGGACCCCCAAAGCCUCCUCGCCUCCACCUAGAAGAGCCGGAGGAAGAGCCCACCUACCUCACCCGCAAGGCUCCUAUCUUCAUCACAGCAGACCAUCGCCCACCCUCGCCCGAUCCUGCGCCAGAGGCAGCCGGCCUGCAGCAGGCAACCGGGCUCUGGGUGGCAGGGACUCACCCGCAUAGUGGGAUGACGGGCGAGGACACGAGUAGCCCCACGAGCGAGCUCACCACCUCCGAAUCCAUGUUUACAUUUGACCUGGAUCUGGGGCCUUCGAUCUUGGGGGAUAUCCUCAAGAUCAUGGACAACCACAAGUCCUAAUGCUUCCUCCGGAUAAGCUCCCGGCAGUAAGAUUGAUAACUCCAAUUUCCUGGAUUACACUGGAUUCGCGGAAUCCCUCCUCCUUGCUCGGACAUGUUAAAUACGCCUCAUAAUCCUCGUCCUAACCCCAUUCCACCGUUCCCAUCUCCCUUCCACUUACGUUCGCCUCCUCUCUUGAACCCAUUUUACUCUCUUCAUCCUCCUGCCUUGGGGUGGAGUUCCAUAGGCGCUGGUCGCCCCCUGGAACCUUUCGCUCUAUUUGUGUGUCAAAGUGAAAAGGCCAAGACUGGGGCUGAUAGGGACCAUCAGGAAGUGCCCCAACAUGUCCACUUUCAGGUGAGAUCGCUGCCCAGGGAUGGGGAGCGGGGACCCUGGCUGAUUUUAGCCCUGGGACAUCGAGCACUGAGACCAGUUGUAACCCACCUCCAACCUCCCCCACCCACCCACACUCACACACUGUUGCCCUGGCUGAGAUUAGUCCAGCCCGAGCAGCGACCUGGCUCCUGCCUGCUUAACUGUAUGCAUUUUUUAAAAAUGGAACGGCAGUAAUGUACGGGUGUAAUCAGCAAUAAUAUCACAAUAUUCAACACUGAACGUUGCUAUUCAUACACUGACAUGACAGCAUAAAGGCCCAGGCUGUUGCUGGCUUCCCUCCACUGCAGCUCAUUGCUCUGAUCCCAAUUCCCUGUCCUUUCGUCUUUUCCAUUCUUCCUCUUCUAUCCACUCCGCUUUCAAAUGUUCAUACUCUUGUGUCAUGCUCUACUUUUGGUAAAGCAUUUCACAACCUGAUAACCCUCUAUGUGAAAGGGUCUCUUGUAACCUGCCCUUUGCCUUUCCCAGCACAUUCCUGCGACUGGUUAUCUAUCCCGUUCAAAGUCUAUAUACAAGAAACCUGACCGCUUUCCGCUUCAGCUGACCGGGGACAAACCACAGAGCUCCCUUCCCAUUUGUAAAGGAAACCUCUGAUCUAAAGCCGUGCCUGGAGAGAGAAAAUGCUUGUUACUCCAUCGCCAGUGAAUUCAUGGCGGAUUUGGAAGUAAUUCACCUGCAAUAAAGAACCGUCAAGGGCCAAAAAUACCAUCCUCGUCUCCUGGCAACAAUGCAUUGGCUUGGUGUACAACGUUAGCUGCACUGUUUGUUCAGUGACACCGAGUACUGUGGACAAUGGUCUCCAAGCGCUUGUUAACAUGUGUGUAAAACUCUAUGGAGUUACUAUUUAUUUAGCAAAGGGUAAGGGUGAAUAUAAACAGCUGUGUUUGAAACCGC